UCAGUGUGUGCUUGAACCUAAGAAACACAUCCCACCUCUGUAAGGUAAAGCCCUCGUUUGAAGCCGAUCCAAAGGGGGAGGGAGUCUCAAUUUCUCUUCUCUUCCGCCUCCAAUAGUUCCUCCACUGGAACUCCCGAAACCCAUUUUCACCUCAGUCUCCUCUCACCCAGGCCAGAGUAUCGUCACCUACUAGUCGAAGAACUGCGAAGGAGACAUCGCGAUAAACCCUAGCUGUCAUUACAAUGUUCUGUUCAAUCUCCGGCGUAGUGCCGGAAGAGCCGGCGGUUUCCAGGAAAUCCGGACUACUCUAUGAAAAGAGGUUGAUUGAGAGACAUAUAGCGGACUAUGGGAAAUGUCCUGUGACUGGAGAUCCGCUCACUAUGGAUGACAUUGUUUUAUUGAAAACCAGUGAGAUAGUGAAGCCCAGGUCUUCACAGGCAGCUAGUAUCCCAGGACUUCUAGGAAUUUUCCAAAAUGAGUGGGAUGGCUUGAUGUUAUCUACUUUUGCGUUGGAGCAGCAGCUUCAUAUGGCAAGGCAAGAACUGAGUCAUGCUCUGUACCAGCAUGAUGCUGCUUGCCGUGUCAUAGCAAGACUGAAGAAAGAAAGGGAUGAGGCAAGAUCGUUGUUGUCUUUGGCAGAAAGACAGAUUCCGAUUUCAGCAUCUGCUCCUGUGACAGCAAAUGCUUCGGCUCUUAGCAAUGGGAAAAGAGCGGCUGAGGAUGAGGAGCUUGGCCCUGGGGGAAAGAGAAUUCGUCCUGGUAUUUCAUCUGGUAUCAUUGGUGAGCUGACUGACUGCAACAGUGCACUC
Macadamia integrifolia is the source of this 809-nucleotide messenger RNA. Its product is annotated as pre-mRNA-processing factor 19 homolog 2-like. The annotation marks the transcript as partial. NCBI's taxonomy places the organism in Eukaryota, Viridiplantae, Streptophyta, Magnoliopsida, Proteales, Proteaceae. The record is from RefSeq and is a predicted model, not a curated record. The transcript has 7 exons. Gene Ontology annotation, biological process: mRNA splicing, via spliceosome; DNA repair; protein ubiquitination. Gene Ontology annotation, cellular component: Prp19 complex; U2-type catalytic step 1 spliceosome; cytoplasm. Gene Ontology annotation, molecular function: ubiquitin protein ligase activity.